GUGUCCACUGGGUUACUGGCCUGUAUUCAAGAUUUGCUUCUCUUGAGGAACGGAUUUGCAGAGAGCAGUGCUCGUCUGAGCUGAGUUUCACCAUCUAUGGCUGCACCGUCGCCGUGGCAAUGGCCAUCCAACAAAACUACAAAUUCUCUACAUUCCUCCAAUUUACCUCAUUUCUAUAACUCCAAACGGCAUCGUAUUAUAGCAUGGUCUUCCAAUUUCUGUUCCUUUUCUUCCUCUGCUUGUUGUGCUGCUACUGGUAGUGCAAGAAAGAGAUUGAAGAAAUCAGUGGAACCCAUUAAAAUAAAUGAUGAUUUACAAAAUAAAGAACCCUAUAGUUCUUCAAUAAAUGGUGCCUUUUCUGGAUUACAGAAAGGUCCGAGCUUAAGUUUCAAAUCAUUGUUUGCAAGACGAGCAUUGUGGCGAAGAAUAUUUUUUGCAUCCAAGAAAGUGAGAAGCAUACUUUUGCUCAAUGUCAUCACUAUUAUCUACGCUAGUAACAUUCCUGUUGUGAAGGAAGUUGAAGCAAUCAUUGAUCCUGUGGACUUCACUGUUGUGCGAUUCAUUGUGGCUUCAUUACCGUUUAUCCCAUUUGUACUACAGGCUAGACAUGAUGCCAAAACCCGUAAAGCAGGGCUAGAGUUGGGAUUUUGGGUCAGCUUAGGGUAUAUUAUGCAAGCACUUGGACUGCUUACAUCUGAUGCUGGACGAGCAUCAUUUCUUACUAUGUUCACAUGAAUGUUUAGGUGAUUGUUGUACCCAUGAUUGAUGGCAUGUUAGGAUCUAAGGUGCCUGCUCUUACCUGGUUUGGAGCUCUCAUGUCUAUUGUUGGAAUUGGAAUGCUAGAGUCCAGUGGAUCACCUCCAUGUGUAAGUGUGUUGUUGAUUUUCAUAUAUGUCAUGAAACAUGGACACUCCGCAUAGGGUGGAAUAUGAGUGGGCUGAGU
Olea europaea var. sylvestris is the source of this 943-nucleotide messenger RNA. RefSeq lists its product as uncharacterized. The record is from RefSeq and is a predicted model, not a curated record. Gene Ontology annotation, cellular component: membrane. NCBI's taxonomy places the organism in Eukaryota, Viridiplantae, Streptophyta, Magnoliopsida, Lamiales, Oleaceae. Bases 97 to 735 code for a protein of 212 amino acids. The transcript has 3 exons.